Molecule: messenger RNA, 2953 nt
Organism: Schistocerca cancellata (South American locust)
Lineage: Eukaryota; Metazoa; Arthropoda; Insecta; Orthoptera; Acrididae
Product: ATP-dependent RNA helicase DDX24
Exons: 10
Coding region: 85-2187 (700 amino acids)
Cellular component (GO): nucleolus
Molecular function (GO): nucleic acid binding; RNA helicase activity; ATP binding
Source: RefSeq, a predicted model, not a curated record
UUUGUUUUGAUUUGCGUGUGCUGCUACUGCUAAGUAGUGCUUGUGAACGAAGACGUUGACUCUCCUCUAAUAUUUGUUGGUAUAAUGAAGAAUCAGAAAUCGGAUCUCACUUGGAAUGCCGUGAGUAUUGGAGAGGACUUACAGACAUUGGGAUUAGCCGGAUUUGAGGAGCUUACGGAGUAUGAUGGUAACAUAAUUCAAACAGCAUCGGAUGCAAGCAAUGACAGAAGCCUAAAGAAAAAGAAGAGGAGGAGGAAGAAGAAGAAACCAGUUCAGACAGACAACAGUGACAAUAUUGCUAAAACAAGCAAGAGGAAAGACAGAGAUGGCAAUCUAAGUCAGCUACCAUCUUCAAAAAAAAUUAAGUAUGAAACAACACAACAAUCAUGUUCUGAUGCUGGCAGUAGUGAAAAGAUAGCGAUUAAAGAUGGAGGAGAUAUUUAUGAAGGUAUAAUGGGGGGAAUGGAAGCAUGGCAUGGAUUAAAUGUACCCACUCAAAUAAUACAAGCUUUAUCUGAACUGAAAUUUACAAAACCAACUACAAUACAGUCCAUGGCAUUACCACCAGCAAUCCUAGGGAAACGAGACAUACUGGGUGCUGCUGAAACAGGAAGCGGAAAAACUCUUGCAUUUGGAAUUCCGAUAAUAAGUGGCAUUUUGGAGUGUAAGAGAAGGGAUUCAGAGGCUCAAGAAAGUAAUGGUGACUUCAGUAAAUGUGACUCAAUAAGCCAAGAGAAAUCUGGAGGAAAACUUUAUGCUCUUGUAUUGACACCGACCAGGGAAUUAGCCAUACAAGUACGAAAUCAUUUGGCUGCGGUUGCAAAAUAUACUGGCAUAAAGGUUUCAGUUGUGGUGGGAGGCCUCUCUACAGAAAAGCAGGAGAGACUGCUUCGAAAGUGUCCAGACAUUGUUGUAGCAACUCCUGGAAGGCUUUGGGAGCUCAUUCAAGAAGGGAAUCUUCACCUGUCUCAAGUUGAUGAUAUAAGGUAUCUUGCAAUCGAUGAAACAGAUCGAAUGCUUGAGAGGGGCCAUUACGAAGAACUGCAGAAACUUUUGGAACGUAUUAAUCUUGAUGAGGGUAGGAAAAGUAGUCGGCAGAACUUCGUUUUUUCUGCAACACUUACACUUGUGCAUGAACCUCCAAGACAUUUAAAGGGUCAGGCAAGGAAACGUCUGACACCUGGCCAAAAAUUGCAGGGCAUCAUCUCAUUAUUGGGAAUAACAAAUCCAAAGGUUGUCGAUAUCACCCAAGAAAAAGGUACAGCAGGAACAUUGCUCGAGUCACGCAUUUGCUGUACCCUGGAGGAGAAAGAUGACUACCUGUAUUACUUAUUACAGCGACAUCCUGGUCGCACUCUGGUGUUUUGCAACAGUAUCAGCUGUGUCCGGCGCCUCACACAGUUGCUGCAGCUGCUACAAUGUAACCCCCUUCCUCUCCAUGCCAAUAUGGUACAACGUCAGCGGCUCAAAAACCUGGAUCGCUUUCGCAAUGAUCCAAAUAGUGUCUUGUUGGCUACUGAUGUUGCAGCUCGCGGACUUGACAUUCCUGGUGUGGAACAUGUCAUACAUUAUCAAGUGCCUCGCACAUCUGAGGGCUACAUACACCGUAGUGGCAGAACAGCUCGUGUGGAAAAAGAAGGCCUAACAAUUCUUCUGAUUGAUCCAAGUGAAGUCUCUUAUUAUGCACGACUAUGUAGAACGCUUGGGCGAGACAAGGAUCUGCCUUUAUUUCCUGUAGAUGACUCAUUAUUCAAAGGAGUGAAGGAACGUGUUCAUCUUGCAAGAGAAUUGGAUAAGCUAGAAUUGACUUGCCGGCGUCACCAUGCAAAAAAUAACUGGUUUCAGAAGGCAAUAAAAGAUAUGGAUUUGGUUUUGGAUGAAAAUGAAAUGCCAUCUGGACUGAGCAGAGAGACAGCAGUAGAAAUAAAGAGAGUAGCAUCACUUAAAAGAAAACAGUUAAACACACUUCUGUCAAAACCAAUUUUCCCAAGAGGAUUCUCAGGCAAGUAUCCAACAAAGACUGGGCAGUUACAGGUACCAUUUGUCAAGGCAACAGUCCCAGAGGUUGCUGCAGUGAAAGUUUUCCAGGAAGUGCAGAAGAGCAAAAAACACAUAACUGUUAGAAAACCUGGAAUGUUUGUGCUGUUGAAGAACAAUAAGGGAAGAAAUUAUUCAAAGAAAAAAUAAUUGUGAAGGAUAGUACUGUAAAUACAUAUGGUUUAAAAAAUGUAUAUAAAUUUGUAUUUUAAGAAAGAGAGAGAAAGUAAAUCAUAACCAAGAAUAAUGGUGGUGUUUCUAGAUUUAUGUUGAAUAUUACUUGACUAUAACUGUUUUGCAUCCCAAAAUACAACAGCCAACAGCUACUAGGAAACAAAAAUAAUGUAUAAAUUUGAUCUGACAGACAGCUACACUAUUUUUCCAAAGGCAAGUACAGAAGUCAGUUUUUAACUCAGGUUGAAUGUGCACAAGAUUGCGGGGAUUUGCAGAGGCAUAAAUUUCAUUCAAAUUUGAAACUGCCAGACUUAUUCUAGGUAACUGUCCCUGUGAAUAUCCAUCACGGUGGUUUGUAAAAUGAACAGUGGAACAAGGAGGAGCAGAAAAGAUACACCACAACAACAAACUUAUUCUUAAAUUUUUACUCUGGAUUUUGACUGCAAUUACCUCAGAUAAAUACACACUUUACAUAGUAAUUUACAUUAAAUGUCAGAUAUGUUCUUGUAAAAGGAUAGAUUGGGGCACAACGAAAAGACUGUUACACAUUUAACUUUCAGCUAAAGCCUUCUUAAGAAACCACGUACACCCAAAAUCAUGUGCGACUGCUCUUUCUAGUCUGAAUGCAGCUGUGUCAAAUGAAAGCAGCAAUCCGGAGAGGGAGUGGAUGCUGCCUGGUGGAGUGUGUAGGGACUAGAUAAUGGCAAGACAAGGUUGCCAGGAGGAGGAGGAGGAGGAGGAG